GGUCCUUGCACCCUUGACUACACGAGACUGCGUCUCAACGAUCACCUCUGGACGGACCCGCCAGCAACCGAACUCCUCCAGCGCCGACGCAUCUACACGGGCGCCCUGAAGUCGGUCCACCCACAAGUGGCCACUUUUCAGCCCGCUUUACGAGUCUGCACCGAGUCACUGACGCCCGACAACCACGUCGACGGGUCAGACGCCUACUCCGCCAACUCUUGCAGAGCACCAUCUUUCUCUCUGUCAGCGCAACUACGACUUGACGAGACGCAUCGCCGCGACGGCUCAACCUCGGCCGGUCAGUCCGAGGGCGACACCUUCACCUCUUCCGCCGGUGUCGACGGGGCCAGGACCGAUUCCCUCUCGACUCGACUCGCCUCCUCCGGCCCCUCGGCGCUGCUCGACCCGCAGUCCAACGGCGAGCCCGACGCACUGGCGGACAGACGGCCGACGCCGACGCCGACGCGAUCCGCUCGUCUGGCCACCGCCCUGCCCGGUUGCGGAUUUGUGCCGACCGGUUGGUGUGGCGCCACGAAGCCGAGUCUUUUGGUAGGCGUCCCGAGGUCUUGGGGUUGCUGGGCCUCACUUGCCUUUAGUUACGACGAAUUGCAUAGUCAGUCUACGCUGCUAGGGGUGAUGGGAAGAAUGAUUGAAGUGGCCUGUCCUCGUUUCAACAGCGUGGAAUUGCAUAGUCAUGAGGAGUUUCAGCUUCCAACCGUGGAUUGGAUACAUUCAGCAACGUUUUGA
Messenger RNA from Protopolystoma xenopodis, 747 nucleotides. Lineage: Eukaryota; Metazoa; Platyhelminthes; Monogenea; Polystomatidea; Polystomatidae. The record is from the annotation of a GenBank genome assembly.